CCUCCCACCGUGCUUUGCGGCGGGGCCGGCCCGUCUUGCCCAGAGUCGCCCUGCAGCGAUCGCGCGUCUUUCCACCGAGGCCCCGGAUGUAGAGUCCCUCCCACCCGUUCAGUGGUCAUGGCCUCACAGUGACGCUAAGACUUGGGGCUCUCUCAUUGGCUGUAACUCUUCUACUGGAUUGGAAGCAAAAAAAGAGGCGGUGCACAAGGCGAACGGUGCCUGUGACUACAGCCAAUCAGAAGCGAGGCCGGGCUUUGGCGGGAGGUGGGAACACUGUGGCCAUUCGAAUUUGGCGCGAGCGCGGUUGUGUUUUGCUGCUGCCGGUGUGCAGUUUGUUCAGGGGCUUGUGGUGGUGAGUCCCUGAGCCUGCGUGUGAGAGACGUGAGAAGGAUCCUGCACUGAGGAGGUGGGAAGGGGAGGAUUGCUCGAGGAGGCCUGGGGUUUGUGAGGCAGCGGAGUUGCUUGAAGGCUGCGGGUUCCGGCGAGGCCCGAGGUAAAGUGAAGCUGUGCUGCCAUCAUGCCUCAAACCCGAUCCCAGGCACAGGCUACAAUCAGUUUUCCAAAAAAGAAGCUGUCUCGGGCAUUGAACAAAACUAAAAACUCAAGUGAUGCCAAACUAGAACCGACAAAUGUUCAAGCUGUAACCUGUUCUCCUCGUGUAAAAGCCCUGCCUCUCAGCCCCAGGAAACGUCUGGGUGAUGACAACCUAUGCAACACUCCCCAUUUACCUCCUUGUUCUCCACCAAAGCAAGGCAAGAAAGAGAAUGGUCCCCCUCACUCACGUACACUUAAAGGACGAAGAUUGGUAUUUGACAAUCAGCUGACAAUUAAGUCUCCUAGCAAAAGAGAACAAGCCAAAGUUGACCAAAACAAAAUACUUUCUUCAGUUAGAAAAAGUCAAGAGAUCACAACAAAUUCUGAGCAGAGAUGCAUAUUGGAGAAAGAAUCUGCAUGUGUGAGACUAUUCAAGCAAGAAGGCACUUGCUACCAGCAAGCAAAGCUGGUCCUGAACACAGCUGUCCCAGAUCGGCUGCCUGCCAGGGAAAGGGAGAUGGAUGUCAUUAGGAGUUUCCUGAGGGAACACAUCUGUGGGAAAAAAGCUGGAAGCCUUUACCUUUCUGGUGCUCCUGGAACUGGAAAAACUGCCUGCUUAAGCCGGAUUCUGCAAGACCUCAAGAAGGAACUGAAAGGCUUUAAAACUAUCAUGCUGAAUUGCAUGUCCUUGAGGAGUGCCCAGGCUGUAUUCCCAGCUAUUGCUCAGGAGAUUUGUCAGGAAGAGGUAUCCAAGCCAGCUGGGAAGGACAUGAUGAGGAAAUUAGAAAAACAUAUGACUGCAGAGAAGGGCCCCAUGAUUGUGUUGGUAUUGGAUGAGAUGGAUCAACUGGACAGCAAAGGCCAGGAUGUAUUGUACACACUAUUUGAAUGGCCAUGGCUGAGCAAUUCUCGCUUGGUGCUGAUUGGUAUUGCUAAUACCCUGGAUCUCACAGAUAGAAUUCUGCCUAGGCUUCAAGCUAGAGAAAAAUGUAAGCCACAGCUGUUGAACUUCCCACCUUAUACCAGAAAUCAGAUAGUCGCUAUUUUGCAAGAUCGACUUACUCAGGUAUCUAGAGAUCAGGUUCUGGACAAUGCUGCAAUUCAAUUCUGUGCCCGCAAAGUCUCUGCUGUUUCAGGAGAUGUUCGCAAAGCACUAGAUGUUUGCAGAAAGGAGGACUUGUUUCUCAGUGGGGAGCUCUGGAUUUCCACCGUGUUAAUGUCUGAAACAUUAUCAGUCCAUUACCUACAGAGGGAGAAACAAAUGAGAUGUUGCUGGCACUCCCUGUGUAGGGACGCUGGGUCCAUUAAAAUGAUACUUGCUGUGCUGGCCUGCUGGUCCAACCUCCCACUAUUGCCAUGCAGAAGACCCAGGAGAGCUAUUGAAAUUGUAGAGUCAGAUGUCAAAAGCCAGACUGUUCUCAAACCACUGUCUGAAUGUAAAUCACCAUCUGAGCCUCUGAUUCCCAAGAGGGUUGGUCUUAUUCACAUAUCCCAAGUCAUGUCAGAAGUUGAUGGUAAUAGGAUGACCUUGAGCCAAGGAGCACAAGAUUCCUUCCCUCUUCAGCAGAAGAUCUUGGUCUGCUCUUUGAUGCUCUUGAUCAGGCAGUUGAAAAUCAAAGAGGUCACUCUGGGGAAGUUAUAUGAAGCCUACAGUAAAGUCUGUCGCAAACAGCAGGUGGCAGCUGUGGACCAGUCAGAGUGUUUGUCACUUUCAGGGCUCUUGGAAGCCAGGGGCAUUUUAGGAUUAAAGAGAAACAAGGAAACCCGUUUGACAAAGGUGUUUUUCAAGAUUGAAGAGAAGGAAAUAGAGCAUGCUCUGAAAGAUAAAACUUUAAUUGGAAAUAUCUUAGCUACUGGAUUGCCUUAAAUUCUUCUCCUACACCCCACCUGAAAGUAUUCAGCUGGCAUUUAGAGAGCUACAGUCUUCAUUUUAGUGCUUUACACAUUCGGGCCUGAAAACAAAUAUGACCUUUUUUACUUGAAGCCAAUGAAUUUUAAUCUAUAGAUUCUUUAAUAUUAGCACAGAAUAAUAUCUUUGGGUCUUACUAUUUUUACCCAUAAAAGUGACCAGGUAGACCCUUUUUAAUUACAUUCACUACUUCUACCAUUUGUGUAUCUCUAGUCAAUGUGCUUGCAAGUGUAUAGAUCUGUGUAGUGGAAUGUGUGUAUAUUUACCUCUUUGUUUGCUCAAACAUGAGUGGGUAUUUUUUUGUUUGUUUUUUGUUUUUUGUUUUUGAGGCCGCAUCUCACCCUGUUGCCCAGGCUAGAGUGCAUUGGCGUGUUCUCUGCUCACUGCAGCAUCCACUUCCCAGGUUGAAGCGAUUCUCUUGCCUCAGCCUCCCGAAUAGCUGGGAUUACAGGUGCCCACCACUGUGCCCAGCUAAUUUUUGUAUUUUUAGUAGAGACAGGGUUUUACCAUGUUGGCCAGGCUGGUCUUGAACUCCUGACCCUCAAGUGAUCCACCCACCUCGGCCUUCCAAAGUGCUGGGAUUACAGGCGUGAGCCACCACGCCCAGCCAUGAGUGUAUUUUGUUAAGAACUUUGAGGUUAGGGUAAGAAGAAUGAAAAUGAUCCAGAAAAAUGCAAGCAAGUCCACAUGGAGAUUUGUAGGACACUGGUUAAAGAAUUUCUUUCUUUUUGGAGUAUACUAUGUUCAUGGUGCAGAUACUAUGACAUUAUGGCAUUUUAAAGACUCGUUGAGUUUCUUGGGCACUCCCAAGGGCGUUGGGGUCAUAAGGAGACUGUAACUCUACAGAUUGUGAAUAUAUUUAUUUUCAAGUUUCA
This is a messenger RNA of Cercocebus atys (sooty mangabey), 3318 nucleotides long. RefSeq names its product cell division cycle 6 (gene CDC6). Gene Ontology annotation, cellular component: nucleus. Gene Ontology annotation, molecular function: ATP hydrolysis activity; DNA replication origin binding. Gene Ontology annotation, biological process: cell division; mitotic DNA replication checkpoint signaling; DNA replication initiation. The record is from RefSeq and is a predicted model, not a curated record. The transcript has 14 exons. NCBI's taxonomy places the organism in Eukaryota, Metazoa, Chordata, Mammalia, Primates, Cercopithecidae. The coding region runs from base 518 to 2401 and encodes 627 amino acids.